AUGGCGCCUUCGAGAGGUUCAGAAAGUACGAUAUCAUUCUCAGGACUCGAAACCUCAAGGACACUGAAUGAAAGUUCAGUGGUGGACUUUAGAUCAUCAGAAGACGAAAUCAAUGAAAAUGAGAAAUCGGUAGUAACCAUAAGGAAAACAUCGACAUUGACAAAUCCCAUCAUCAUCGCAGAUCCCACUUUGAAAGAAUUACCUUCAGGAUGUACAUAUGGACCAAUAAUCGAUUCAACUUUUCGAGACACAUCAAACUUAGAACUCGAAGAUGAACUUUUCGGUAGUAGUAAUAAUAAUGGUAAUGGAGAAGAUAUAUAUAUAAUUAUUUGGGUGGAUCUACCAAUUGGAUCACCUAUAAAUCCAUUAAAUUUCUCGACAAAGAGGAAAUAUGGUAUAAUGACUGUUGCAACUUUAUUCACCUGUUUAACAGCAGUGAACGUUGGUGCAUUCUCAAUUGGACUGGGGAGCAUGAUGAAGGAUUUGAAAAUUACUAGGUUUCAAGCUUCUUUAGGCAACGGUCUUUAUAAUCUGGGAUUCGCUAUCACCCCGUUGGUUCUUGCUCCUCUUUCUGAAGAAUUUGGAAGAAGAUGGACAUACGCAAUAGCUGUGAUCAUCUACUUACUAAUGCAUAUCAUGCUAGCUUUGGCAAAGGAUCUGGGAACAAUGAUUGCUGCUCGUGUCCUGCAGGGAUGUUCGGGUUCGGUUGCUGCUACUUUAGUAGGUGGAACGAUCAGUGAUAUCUAUAUACCUGCAGAUCGUGGUCUACCGACGGCCAUGUUCGCAUUCACAGCAAUGGCAGGUAGUGGCUUCGGGCCAUUGAUGUUCUGCUGGGUCGAAUCGAAUCCGAAGCUAGAGUGGAGAUGGAUGUGGUGGAUACAAAGCAUGAUGAUAACGAUUUUGAUUAUACCGAUAUUUUUGAUACUGAGAGAGACUAGGGAACCGGUAAUACUUAGACGUCAAGCUAAAAAGUUGAGGAAGGAAAGAGGUCUAUCAGAUGUUGGAAGAUAUACAGCGAGAUCAGAAAUUGGUAAAAUCAGCUUUUGGGUCAUGAUGAGAUCGAAUUGUCUCAGGGCUAUUACUUUCUUAGUUGUAGAACCUAUACUACUGUUUUUCUCCACUUGGAUGGGACUGGCUUGGGGUGUUCUCUACGCAAUGGUAACUGGUUUAUCAUACGUAUUUACUGGUACAUACGGGUUUUCAAUCAACCAGGUUGGCUUGAUUUACAUCACAAUCAUAAUUGGAGCUACCAUUGGAUUCUUCUCCAACUUCUUACAAGAUGCAACCUACAGACGUAAGGUUGAAAAAGUUGGUAUUGAAGCAAGACUCUACAGUCCGAUGGUAGGCGGACUAGGAUUAGCUAUUGGGUGUUUUUGGUUUGGGUUAAGCAGUCAACCCAAUAUUCAUUGGAUAAUGCCCAGUAUUGGAAUCGUCAUCAUCAUGGCUUCAAUCUUCCCUAUCUACCUUAGUGGAUUCGUUUAUAUUUCAGAAUGUUAUGGAUCUUACGCCUCAUCAGCAUUAGCGGCUCAAAGUUUCCUACGAAAUGUAGUCGCUGCUGCUUUUGUAUUUUUCAUCUUGGAUAUGUACGACGCUCUUACACCUAGAUGGACCUCAGUAACUUGGGGAAGUGUAGCUUUAUUACUAUCAACAGUACCUUUUAUAGCAUUUAAAUUCGGACCUAAGAUUAGAUCGAAAUCAAAGUAUUCUAAAAUCUUGAUGAAGGAGGAACAAGAAAGGUUAUUAAGGGAGAAACAGGUCCCAAAUGAAUUAGGUUAG
Molecule: messenger RNA, 1776 nt
Organism: Kwoniella shivajii
Lineage: Eukaryota; Fungi; Basidiomycota; Tremellomycetes; Tremellales; Cryptococcaceae
Exons: 12
Coding region: 1-1776 (591 amino acids)
Biological process (GO): transmembrane transport
Cellular component (GO): plasma membrane
Molecular function (GO): transmembrane transporter activity
Source: RefSeq, a predicted model, not a curated record